AUGUCCGUAGACUCACACUUUGCCUCGCCCGUAUUCUACGCUCCCACCCUCUCCCGCGCGACCUUUCCCGCACACCCCAAGCACGACGACUCCCCCGGCGCCGGCCCCUUCCUGGACGAGGCCGACUACGCGAAGCAGUCCUUUGACUUUUUCCACUUCGGCAGCACAGCCACCUCAGGCGUCCUCGCGCCUCACCCGGACCAGUUCGAGUCAGAGCUAGACUCGUCCCUCGCCGCCUUCGACGCCGAGCUCUCGCUCCUCCCCGUAGAGACAGAGACCCAGGACAUUUUUUCCUUCCUCCGCUCCGACACACCCACCUGCGGCCCGCCCUCCACCUUCACCGUCUCUUCCGAGUCGGUGUCGGGGUAUGACUCUAGCUACGCCGACUCCGUCUCCGGCCGCGACAGCUACUACGCUUUCCACCCCGCCUACGCCCGCUCUCCCGCAUCCAGCUACACCGCAAGCAACUACUCUUUCCGUACGCACGAGCUUGAGAUGGACUUUAAACGCAUGGCCUUGCCCGCGCCGCAGGACGAGCACAAGGUCUUUGCUGCGCUCCCCGCAUCUCCAUCUAUGCGCAACUCUCCCGCGACGAUUCCCACGAUCGCGCGCUACUCCCCGACGACGGCGGGUUAUUCCCCGCGUGGGAGCUUCUCCGAUUAUGAGCCCGCGCAGCCGCAUCACGUACGCAUUGGCAGCUCUGCGGCCUCGGACUACUACCCGCAGGCGUCUAUCCCGGGCGUUAACAAGCAGUACAAUUACGGCGUCGGCGCAGUUGUAUCGCCCUCCACUGUGUCUCCGUCGCUACCCGCUGUGCCUCCAAUCCCGGUCAUUGCCACCACUCCAAUGCCCAAGAAGAUGGAGGAGAUGCAGCAAGACCCGAAGAAGAAGUAUCAAUGCCCUUCGUGCCCGAGAGCCUUCGCUCGCGCCUAUAACCUUAAGACGCAUAUCCAGACCCACGAUCCGAACCGCUCUAAGCCGUAUUCCUGCCACCACAAGUCGUGCGGUAGGUCGUUCAGUCGCAAGCAUGAUCUGACACGCCACUUGGUGUCGAUCCACCGCGCCGAGUCGGUUUCGUCCGGCUCGUCGACGUCCAAGUCGAUUGGUGUGAACAAGGAUACCCGUGGCUGGUGCGACAACUGUGGCAAGGGAUGGGUCGGCAAGGGAAAGGAGAAGGGCUGCGAGUGUGACAGCGCCAAGUAA
Messenger RNA from Laetiporus sulphureus 93-53, 1203 nucleotides. RefSeq lists its product as uncharacterized. The record is from RefSeq and is a predicted model, not a curated record. The transcript is spliced from 2 exons. Lineage: Eukaryota; Fungi; Basidiomycota; Agaricomycetes; Polyporales; Laetiporaceae. The coding region runs from base 1 to 1203 and encodes 400 amino acids. Gene Ontology annotation, cellular component: nucleus.